Messenger RNA from Hymenoscyphus albidus, 2449 nucleotides. Lineage: Eukaryota; Fungi; Ascomycota; Leotiomycetes; Helotiales; Helotiaceae. The record is from the annotation of a GenBank genome assembly.
AUGACUCCCAAAGACAAGAACCGUAUUCUACCAUCUAGAGUUUGGUCUCAAGCAAAUGUCACAAAUGCAGCAAAUGCAGCGGCUGUUUUGGAAAAUGCACCACAACAACCACCCAGCGCUGCUACUAGAGCUUCCAACUUUGAAAUUGGGGUUGGAGGAAUCGUCACUUAUGAAUUUGCUGAGAAUAUUGGCGGACGGUAUACUCAUCAUCAAACUUCCUCUCCCUCAUUACAAAUGGCACUGACUGUUCAUUUUCCAGAGUCUGUGUUGAUGUUUCCAACUUUGAGGGCGACCCUUUCCUCAUCCUCUCUUACUCGGCAUCCAGCUUCUUUGCUGGCAAGAUGCCAGAUUCCACGGGUGACAUAGUACCUCUUGAUCUCCCCCUCAAGUUUCGCAUCAAGAAUAAGGGAAUCAAUUGUGUAGCUCCUGGUUUCAAUCGAGGGGCAUUCAAAUACUUGACCAUAUACAUUCCGGAAACACCUGUACCGGAUGAUGGCAAUGAUUUCUACCAUCCACCCAAGGGCACGACUGCUAGGGAUGUUGUCAAAAAGACAACCUCGAGUUGGUAUGACUCGAUUAGACGAGGCAUCAAGAACCUGAGAGCUGCCAAUGCCGAUGAGAAUCCAAGUGUUUUCAUAAAGGCUCUUUGGGUGGUUUGCUCCGCGUAUCCCAACCAACCAUACGGGAGAGCGUAUAAUGGCUACUUUGAAAGCUCAUCAUCACUUUUGAAUCGUGUAUGGUACGCCGGUGCUUGGACCUUGCAACUCAUCAACAUCAAGCCUAAUGAAGGAUGUGCGAUCAUUCAAUUCAGUAGUGAGUUUGACGGCACCCAUCCAGAACCUGGAGCCUGGUAUAACAAUUACACAAUUGCCAAUGGAACAGCCGUCACGACUGAUGGUGCUAAACGCGACCGUAUGGUCUGGUCAGGAGAUAUAGAAAUUACCAUUCCUGGUAUUGCGGUGUCAAGCUACGACAUGCUUGCCGUGCGAAAUGCGUUGGACUCAUUGUGGAAUCUUCAAUACAGCGAUGGUUCUUUAUCAUACGCUGGCAUCCCCAUGGGCCAACACCACGAAUUCAGCGAUACCUACCACAUGCAUACCUUGAUUGGCAGUUAUCUCUACGUCCUUUACAGUGGGGAUGUGGAUUGGAUCAAGAAUAAAUGGGCUACCUUCAAACGUGCGGUCGAUUUCAGUGUAGCAAAGAUUGAUGGUCGCAAUCUUAUGCUCGUCACUUCUGAAUUUGAUUGGAUUCGACCAGGAAUGGUUGGUCACAACUCGGAAGCCUCAGCAAUUGCACUGAAAAUGCUCGAGGAUGCUAUCAAAUUGGCCGAAUGGGUUGGUGAAGCAAAUCCGCAGACUCGAGGAGUUUCGUGGACGGACACUCACGCAAGACUUCGUUCGGGAUUCCAAGGUCUUUGGUGUGCUGCCGACAAUCUCUAUGGAGACAACCUGGAGGAUCGAGGAUGCAAUGGCUCUCAAAAGGUUUUACCCCAGGAUGGCAAUACCUGGGCACUGAUGGCAGGUGCCGCUGACGCUGAUACUGCCGCUAAGGUAUCCGAAGCUCUUCGCAACCGCUGGACAAAGUACGGUGCACCUGCAGUCGAAUUCCCAAACGUCAUUUCAUCUUGGGUGGCUUCGUGUGAGCUUAUGGCUCACGUUGUUGCGGGACAUCAUGAUUAUGCUAUCGAGCUCAUGGAGUUACAAUGGGGAUGUAUGAUGGACGAACCCGGAAUGACAAACUCCACUUUCCUUCAGGGCUACCGAAUGGACGGGUACAUUUACUAUCCCGCAUAUCCGGCAGCGCCCAGAAAUUCCCACGCACAUGGUUGGGCUUCGGGUCCUACAUCAGUUCUCAUUGAAGGAAUCUUGGGUAUCAAAUUGUUGACCCCACUUGGAAAGACAUGGGAAAUCGAACCCCACAUCACCAAAUGGCUCGGUCACGUUCGAGGUGGAUUUGCAAAUGGUCUCGGAAAGUUCGAGGUCUCAAUCGAGCGUCUUGUCCAUAUUACCGGUCGUUAUGCACAAGGUCUUAACAUUACGGUCCCCGCUGGUUCAUCUGGCACACUCAGAUGGUUCGGUCAAGAAAUCAAGCUUUCCGAGGAAGCAACUAGCAAUACCCAAACUUACUCCUAUUAUGUUUAUCCGCCAUCCCUAGUCCAGAGACAAGUUGCGCCUGUUACACGAAUGGCAGCACGAGAUCAAUGGAGACUCUUCUCCCCUGAUCCCCAGUGGACCAAGCCUGGAACUGAUCAACGAGCCGUUGGAGUCACGGAUCUCAGUAUCAUGACAAAAUAUUGGGUUCCGACAAAGGGUGUUCGUUCUGCUGCCUCGCGUGGAGAUGGAUGGAACAGAGUGAAGGAACGCAAGAUGAGAAAACGAGGUAAGACAAAUUCUGAUGCUUAGAAUUGCCAUUACAUUCUGGGAUAGAGGAUGCUCGUAUUGCACCAUGA